AUGUCUGCGGUAGAGGAACUUCCCCCUUUCAGGUAUCGUCAGCCGCGUAUGGAGUACGUGGAGGACGUUGAGAAAUACGUACCUGGUGGUUACCAUCCUGUCGACAUCGGCGACGUUAUUGGGACCGGCACCCAGCAGUACGAAGUCAUUCACAAGCUUGGGCACGGAGGCUUCUCGACCGUUUGGCUUGUUCAAUUGCGUAGCGACAUUGACAGGCCCUCCUACUUCGCCUUGAAAAUCCUCUAUGCUGAAGUGAGCGAUUCAGACGACGACGAACUGAGGGCGCUUCAGCAUCUCCGAGAAGUGUCUGGUCCGCUGGGACAUCCGAACGUGCUGACCUUGUACCACUCGUUCAAAAUCUCGGGUCCCAACGGCGAACAUCUCUGCCUCGUUUUCCCGGUUCUGGGCCCAAGCCUCAAGGCAUACAAGAUUCUUGAGGCAUUGUCCGGCCUUGCGCGACAUCAGCUGUGCUGCCAGGUUGCCAGCGGGAUGGCAUUUCUCCAUGAACAUGGAGUCUGUCACGGCGAUUUCACCCCAACUAAUGUUGCUUUCGAGCUUCCGAACAUCCACUCCAUGUCUCGGACUCAGUUGUAUCAACUUCUAGGCGACCCCGAAUCUGAGCCUCUCAAACUGGGCAAUGGCUCAUACUCGGAGCAUGCCCCGAAGCGCGUCAUCCAGACUCCCAACUUCCCAAGUCUAGAUUAUUCUUCUCUCUCUCGCGUCGUGAUCGUCGAUUUCGGAAAUGCCUUCUUCGCGGAUUCUCCACCGCAAUCGUCAGGGUCUCCGAUAGAUUUCUUCCCUCCAGAGAUUUGCUUCGGCUACUCGCCCUCCACCAAAAGCGAUGUCUGGCAACUUGCCUGUGUCCUUUACACAAUCCACGCCAGAGAGCCCUUGUUCCCCACGUUCUUUAGAAUAUUCGAAAUCCUUGUAGGCACUAUCGUGGCGGGAAAAGAACCGAAAACAACAGAUCCGGCUUGGUGGUUUGAGGAAAAGCAGUCAGAGAAAACGAUCGACAGCCGAUUCUCCCAGCAUGCACAGCAUCUCCCUACCAAUCUGAUUAGAGAGUAUACACGCCUGCUCCACGACAUGGUGGCAUAUGAGCCCACGCAGCGCAUCUCCGCGGCCGAUGCUGCGCAGCGGCUGAAGUCAAUGACAUACACAGAUGACAGUUGA
Molecule: messenger RNA, 1173 nt
Organism: Canariomyces notabilis
Lineage: Eukaryota; Fungi; Ascomycota; Sordariomycetes; Sordariales; Chaetomiaceae
Product: kinase domain-containing protein
Exons: 3
Coding region: 1-1173 (390 amino acids)
Biological process (GO): peptidyl-serine phosphorylation; regulation of mRNA processing; spliceosomal complex assembly
Cellular component (GO): cytoplasm; nucleus
Molecular function (GO): protein serine/threonine kinase activity; ATP binding
Source: RefSeq, a predicted model, not a curated record